This is a messenger RNA of Neopsephotus bourkii (Bourke's parrot), 1321 nucleotides long. RefSeq names its product cyclin-dependent kinase 4 inhibitor B-like. The transcript is spliced from 2 exons. The record is from RefSeq and is a predicted model, not a curated record. Gene Ontology annotation, biological process: regulation of cyclin-dependent protein serine/threonine kinase activity; negative regulation of cell population proliferation. Gene Ontology annotation, molecular function: cyclin-dependent protein serine/threonine kinase inhibitor activity; protein kinase binding. The coding region runs from base 528 to 941 and encodes 137 amino acids. Gene Ontology annotation, cellular component: nucleus. NCBI's taxonomy places the organism in Eukaryota, Metazoa, Chordata, Aves, Psittaciformes, Psittacidae.
GACUGACGGGGGGGAGGGCAAGGACAUGUCGUCAAGGCUUUAUUUGAAAGCGGGGGAGCGCCCUGCGAUUGGCCGUCCCCCACGCCUGUUCGGUGCUGAUGCUCCUCGGGGAGGGAAGAGGAGCCAGCGGCCCCCCCCCCCCCCCAUCCCCUGUUGCCAGUCCUCCUUCGCCAGCUUUCGAGGCGGGAGCCAUCAUCAUGGGAGGCGUUUAAGCUCAUAGGAGGAGGAGCUGGGGGGGGAAGGGGGAGGUAAGGCGAUAUUGCUAGUCGAAAUUAGUCAAACAGAAGGGGGGGGGGGGGGAAGAAAAAAAAGAAAAAAAAAAAAAAAGAAAAGAAAGAAAAUCUUCUCCAAUGAAUCUCCGAUUCAUCGGCGGGGCCCCGCCGCCGAGGUAUUUAGAGCGCAGCCCGCCGGGGGCUCCCCGGCUACCAUGACCCGCCGGAUAAGGUGCACUGUCCGCUUUCGGCUCGCCCGCAGCCCCUGCCGGGCCCAGGCGCUGUGUUGCCGCAUCCUCCGCGGUGGCGGAGGGGAUGCGGCGCGGAGCUGGCUGGCCCGGAGGCUGGCCCGGUUGCUGGCCCGGCGGCUGGCCCGGUUGCUGGCCCAGUGGAGGCGGUGCCGCGGGAGCCUCAGACAAGGUGAUGAUGCUGGGCAGCCCGCGGGUGGCGGAGCUGCUGCUGCAGCGCGGCGCCGACCCCAACCGCCCGGACCCGCGCACCGGCUGCUUCCCGGCGCACGACGCGGCCCGCGCCGGCUUCCUGGAGACGCUGGCGGCGCUACACAGGGCAGGGGCGCGCCUCGACCUGCCCGAUGGCAGCGGCCGCCUCCCCCUCGACGUGGCGGCGGGGGGCCCCCACGGACCCGUGGCCAGGUUCCUCCGCCACCCGCCGCCCCUUCCCGCCGCCGCCCAGGUAGCCGGGCUGGCCGCGGAAGGGGCUGAGCGCUGAUCCGACCCCCGCGUCCCCGCCGCAGCCCCUGGCAGCGUUCCCUGCCUCUCUCCCCCCCUCGAUCGCCGAGACCCUCUCCGCUUCCCCGUCUCCGCGGCAGGUCCCGUCGUCCCGCAGUCUUGGCCAGCAGCGAGCGCCCAAGGUUGGCUGUGCUCUCCGGGAGCCCGGAGGCUGGAGAAGGUGUUUCACUGUCCCUCUGCCCCAGAGCUCCCCCCACUCACCCCCGGGCACUCCGUGUCCCGCUUCUGCUAGCGACGCAUGCUGAUGCAUUUUCUAAGAAAAAGCUUAAAGAACCAAAGCUCUUCUGCGGGCACCGCGCGUUGUCUUCUUCGGCCCUGCCGGCUCUCCGGAGGGCAGCGGACAAGCAGCUAACUGCUCUC